AUGAUUUAAAAUUCUACAACAAGUCCUCCAAAUGAGGAUUCUCUAUGCAAACCUAUUAUUUAACUAAUGUCAACUAUGAAUUAACAAUAAAUGAGAGUACGUAAACCUUCUUAAGAAAGUAGAAAAUAAAUUCAAUCUGAAAAUCAAUAAGUGAAAAUUACUCAUCCAAAAUCACCUACUUUAACAUAAGUUAGUGUAUAAAUAGGAUCAGAUAGAGCAUCACCUCAUAAUUAAUAAGAUUUACUUCUUAUUAAUGAAGAACCUAGUAAUAAGGAGGAUUCUCAAUAAUUAAGUAUGAUAAAGAAAAGAAAUGAUUCAGAUUAAUUAUUUAAGAAAUCUGUUUUUAAUAAGAAUAGAAGUUCUCAUUCAUCCUUUUCAUUAUUAUACAGAGAGAAAACAACACUAUUAUCUAAAAUAAUCCUUACAAAAAAGUAGUUUAAAUUGAUUAAUGAUUUGUCAGCCUAAUACUUUGUCCCAUUAAAAGAUCAAAUAGAGAAAUUCAUUUAACGUGAAUGUGCUCCUAAACUUUUCAUAUUCAGUGUAUAUAUUAUUUUUCUUUUAUUUUAUCUAACAAUUUUAUUAAUAGAGAUUGGAUGCAAUAAAUUGAUAAUAUCAAAUUUUGCUAUAUUCUAAUACAUUAUGUUAAUAACUCAAAUAAUUGAGUUUUCAAAGUAAAUAAUAUUUUAUAGAGGAGAUAUUUGGAAUAUUAUUAUUGAUAAUUUAGGAUUAAUACCAUUUAUUUCUUAUUAAAUUAACAAUUUACAAUCUUAAAAGUUAAUAUAUUUAUUAUAUUUGAUCAGGAUAAGGAAAAUUAAUAAUUGUAUUUAGAAUUUAAACUUUUACUCUAAUUAAUAAGAUUAUAUAUUUGUUAUAAAAAUAACUAUUUAAUUACAUUUUUUUACUUGUUUUGCCUAAACGAUCAUAUUUAUGUUUACUUAAAUUGAAUAAGAUUAUAUUAUGUAUAUAUAGAAUAUAUUUACAUUAAUAUUUGUUACUCCAUAAAUAAUUGAUCAAUAUUACUUUCUCAUAUAUUUAAUUAAAAUACUUUUGAUAAUAUUUUAUAUGUAUAAAUUCAAACAAAUAAUCAAUUAUUAAUCACUUAAUCUUGAUUAAUAAUUAAAUUAUUAACCAAAUACAUAAAAAUUGAUUUAUCAAUAUAGUUAUUAAAAACAAUAAUAAAUAUUUGAUAUAAAUUAAAUGCCAAACUUUGUAUAAAAGAAAAUGAAAAGAGAAAAAUAUUAUAAGAUUUUAUCAGAUAUUCCAAUAUUUAAUUUAUCAUUCUCAACUUAGACUAUACUUAAUAUUUGUGAUUUAAUUUAAGAAUAAAUAUUAAAACCUAAUGAAAUCAUUUUAUAAAAACCAGCAUUAUAUAUUCAUUUAUAAGGAGUUAUUUAAUUAAUUUAAAAAGGUGAUACAUCUUUAUAAGAAUUUAAAUUAACUAAAAUUAAAAAUCCAUUUUAAAUUUUUAAUAAUGGAGCUUUUUUUAAAAAUUAAAUGUAAGGAAUUUAAUUUGAAAGCAUAGGAUAUUCAAAAAUAGCUUGUUUAAAUUCUUAAUAAUUUCAUUAAUUAAUAAAAAAAUGUCCAAGAGAAUUUUAGAAAUAUAGAAUGUUAAUUGACACUAUAGUACUACAUAAUGAUCCUUAUUUAACUAGUAUUUGUUGUUUUGGAUGUCAUCAAGCUCAUGAAAUAACAUAAUGUCCAUUUGUAAAUUACAAACCUAAUAAAUAUUUGAUAAUUAAUAGUUAUAAAUUUCAUAAUGAAUAGAGUAGAGUAUCUGAUUUUAAAAGAGUAAUAAUCUUUUAUAUUUUAAUUAGGAAAUUCAUAGAAAAAAAAAGAAAAUUAUUAUAAAAUCUGAUGAUAAUUAAGACGAUUAUUCAGAAUCCUUUGAAUCAGAAGAAAAAGAUAAAGUGGAACCUUUUAAUAAAAUACUCCCAUCAUAAAAUUCUUCAUCAAGUUCAAAUAAUAUUAAUAAUCUAAUCAAUCAAUUAGAAUUAAGUUCUGUUCCUUAUGUGAGUUAUUCACAUAGUGGAUAGACAUUGUAUUCUAAAAGAAUGGAUUCUGAUAAUUUUUUAUCAGUUCAAGGAAUUAGUAGUAGUAAUAGUAGUAGAAAAAUAAUAUAAAAUGAAAUAAAAGAAAUAGGAUAGUCUAAAUUCUAAAAAUAUAGUUAAAAAGAAGAAAUGUAAGGAUCAUCUUUUUAAUAUAAUCCUUUAUAAAGAGUUUAGGAUAGUAUAUUUCAAAAUAAAAUAAAAUAUCAUAAAAAUAGUACAGAUAAAUAAACACAAUUUUAGAAGUAUCCAACAGAUAUUCAAUAGAAAUAAUAAUAAAGAGAUUUAAGAAAAAAUUAAACAAUGAUGAGUAAUUAUUCUAUAAUUGAAAAUCAGAAAUAAAGAAGAACAUCUAUUGAAGGUAAUUUUUUGUAAUCAUUUGAAAAAAUUAGUCAAUUUGAUGACUAUUUUCCACAUUACAAUCUAGAUUAAUAAAUAAAUAAUUAUUAAAGAAUUUAAUCAGUUAAUAAAGAUAGUAAUUAAUGA
Paramecium primaurelia is the source of this 2531-nucleotide messenger RNA. Lineage: Eukaryota; Ciliophora; Oligohymenophorea; Peniculida; Parameciidae. The record is from the annotation of a GenBank genome assembly.